Molecule: messenger RNA, 1407 nt
Organism: Venustampulla echinocandica
Lineage: Eukaryota; Fungi; Ascomycota; Leotiomycetes; Helotiales; Pleuroascaceae
Exons: 4
Coding region: 1-1407 (468 amino acids)
Biological process (GO): purine nucleoside catabolic process
Cellular component (GO): cytosol
Molecular function (GO): purine nucleosidase activity
Source: RefSeq, a predicted model, not a curated record
AUGGCUCCCCUUAACCGUAUUAUCAUUGAUACGGAUCCAGGGGUGGAUGAUGUCCUUGCCAUGCUGUUGGCAUUGGCGGGCAAGCCCGAGGAAAUUGAGAUCCUCCUUCUUUCUGUGACCUACGGGAAUGUUGAAGUCCGCAGCUGCUUGAGAAAUGUGGUUGCUCUAUUUCAUGUCAUUGAGAAAGAGCUGGAGUGGCGUAGAGCUCGCGGGCAACUCGAAGGCUUUGGAGCUAUGCUGAGCUCGAAGCCGCUAGUUGCAGUUGGUGCUGAACAUCCGUUGGAGGAUGAGCUGCUCAUGGCUGAUUAUUUCCGUGAGAAUUUCGACUCGAUUAUAUCAGAGCGAAAGGCUAACUUGCUAAUAGAUGGCGUUGACGGCCUUGCGGGUGUUCAUGAAUCACAUCCCCAUCUUUCUCCCUCCGAUACUUGGAAAACGUUAUUUGAGCCCCCGCCAGAAAAUGCAAGUCCUGAAGAGGUCGCCGCGGCUCGGGAACUGGCCCUUCCUUCCAAAGCAUUCCGCCCAUCCCAACUUCCUGCUCAUAAAGAGAUAUUGCGCCUACUUGCCGAGAACCCUCGUGACAGUAUCACUAUUGUUGCUGUUGGGCCUCUCACGAACUUAGCAUUAGCUGCAGCAGAGGACCCAGAGACAUUCCUAAAAGUCAAGGAAGUCGUUGUCAUGGGAGGAGCAAUUGACGUGGAAGGGAACAUUACACCUGUCGCUGAAUUCAAUACCUACGCUGAUGCCGUGGCCACUGCACGCGUCUUUGCGUUGACGUCUCCGAACCCAGCCUCCACAAUGCCACCAAUCCCUCCAACGCUAUCAAAUCUGCCUGCCUAUCCACCCAAGCUUUCAAGAACGCUAAAUCUUACAAUGUUUCCGCUUGACAUCACCAGUUCGCAUCUCCUCCACAAGGAACAUGUCCAUGCCAAAUUAGACCCUCUAAUUGAAGCUGGAAGUCCCUUGGCGGAGUGGACAUCUGCGUUUAUCCAAAAGACGUACGAGAAAAUUGAAUCUCUCACCAGAAAGCAAGCAAACCCGGGUCUAGAGUUGCAUGACCCAUUGACUAUCUGGUACAUGUUGACACGGUCUGCCCCUAAUUGGAUGCUCGCACCCAAAGCCCCUGAAGAUAUUCGAGUUGAAACGGCAGGCCAAUGGACGCGAGGAAUGCAUGUCAUAGACCGACGUAACCGGAAGAAGGGAGAUGCAGUCAGUGCACCGAAACAAGUCAAGAGCCCCGGGGCUGUUGACAUUGCAAAUCCAAUGGAGAGUAUGAUACUCAUUGGUGACGCUCCAGGUGACAGCGGCGGUUGGCUCAGCGUCAACAGGGGCAAUAGGAUCAACAGGAUUGUUGGUACGCCUGGUGAAGAUGUUUUCGGGCCGUACCUCCUUGAGCGCGUGUUUGGUUAG